AUUCCGUUCCUCAGAUAGAGAGAGCGAGAGAGAGAGAGGAGGAGGUGCACCAUGGAUCCCGUCCCACUCCUGCUCCUCAUAGUCACAUCUCUGCCGCUGUGCUCGGCCGUCUACACGGGGCCCCUCCAACCGGAGAUCUCCAACGGCUCCUUCCAUCACUUCUUUGUCCCGGACGGGGACUACGAUGAGACCGAAGACCCGGAAGACUGCCAGAUGCUGUUCCGAUUCUCGGAUGUGCAUCCCUGCGAGGCCUCCGAAGAGAGGGACUCCGUGGUGAGGGACGACUUCGUCAUCACCAAGAUGCAGGCUGAGGACGCGGCGCGGCUGCUGGAAGCCGUCGGCCGGACUGUGGCGCAGGACCUGGACGGAGAGGACAGCUACGGCAAGCUCCUCCAGCGGGAGAUCUCGCAGAUCGGCGAGGCUUUCUCGAGCGUGGACAAGUCUCUGCUGGAGCUGGAGGGGAAGUUCAAACAAAGUCAAGAGACUGAGCUGAGAGAGGAGCAACAGUUGAGCGGCCACGUGACGAAGCAAGUGAGCGACAUGCAGGGAACUCUGAGGGAGACUGCAGACGUCUCUUUGGGACUGAAAGACAAACAGGAGCUGCUUUCUCUCAUCGUUCGCAGUCACGGCAGCAGACUGAGCCGCCUGAAGACGGAGUACCUGAACGUCGGCUUAUAGAGAGUAUAUGUGUGUGUGUGUUUGUGUGUGUGCAUUUGACACUCCAGCUCACAAACAACUGGAAAGUUCAUUGCGGCUUCUCAAUAUCCUUCCUUGAAUAUAUCAGACUCUCCCCAUUCUUUGGACAUGUGUCAUUAAAGCAGCUCUUGCACAAACAUCCAGACAUUCCUCUGAGACUGGGGAGGGGGGGGCAUUAGUUAUGUCUUUGUGGAGCCGUCCGUGCCACCUCUGAAGACGAGUUUGAGGUACAAGCUCUCUGCCUUUAAAUCAAGUUUAUGGCUAUAUAUGUUUUCUCUGUGUGGUAUAAAUGAUGUUGUAUAUUCAAUUGUUGGUUAUUAUUGAUCAAAUAAAUACUUAUCAUUCAUCACAUCA
This is a messenger RNA of Gasterosteus aculeatus aculeatus (three-spined stickleback), 1050 nucleotides long. It is a transcript of the gene fibina, whose product is annotated as fin bud initiation factor a. Lineage: Eukaryota; Metazoa; Chordata; Actinopteri; Perciformes; Gasterosteidae. The record is from RefSeq and is a predicted model, not a curated record.